AGAAAGUAGUUGCAAACGCAAAGGUAUAGAUACUACUCGUAUAAUUAUAAGACCUUUCAAAGAAAAAUAGGUUGAGGUGCUUUUUCUUAGUGAGAGCCCCGCUUCUAAUUUCUGGCACUGGGUUUGUCAACGACCAUCUGGUUACCUGUCCCGUUUACAAAGAACUUGUUGCUACUUCUGCUGCGAGAUAGCGCAACUACUGGUGCUACCUCUACCUAAGACCACAAAUAAUACUGCUAGACGAGUUGAGAAGUUUAUUUAACACACAAGAACAAGACAGAAACGGAAGAACACAUGAAGAUCGUGCAUCGAUCCUGGUAGCUGCCUGAGAGAGGCUCGCGUCAUGACCUUGAGAUUAUGACUACUUUGUCGAAAACGAAAUCUUAAUGUUCGGGCAGACGAAGCAAGUGUACUUCUACAAGAACAAGAAGAGAUAAAUGGCUUGUAGUUUGUUCAAGAACAAGAGAUAAGAUGAGGCAAAUGUACUACAAGAACAUGCUGUAACUUCUUGAGUCAUCUACUAAAAAACUGUUGAUGCGUAAUUGUUGAUUGACAUGCUCCAAGAACACUUCAAUAUCAGGCUUUCGUAUCAGACCUUUUUAAAAUCGUGACGACGUAUAGAUACCAUUGAGAAAUUCGAGUUGAAAAUUAAAUAGAGUAACCUCAUUAUCAUUUUUUACUGUUAAUCAAUUGUUUUACUUAGGAGCCAGAUCAACAAGAUGAUACCUCCUCCAAGGUCUAGUACCCCGUCGACAUCCUCGUCAUCUGCCGCGACGUCCUCUUCAGCAACAACAUGCGCAUCCACAUCCCCAGUUGCAGUUGUUCCAGCGUUAUCUCAGCUCUAUGCUCGAAUCGUGUCCCUUAUCGGCAUAACACUUUUCCUAGGAACCCUAUACGCUGGUCCAGAUUCUUCCAAACUCUUCUUUUGGCAUCCUUUUUUCGCGAUCCUCGGAGUCCUGCCCCUUGGAACUUCCGGGAUUUUCAUCAAUAUGCACAAUCACAAGCUGAAGGGUGCAUACAAGGGACAAGUUAACAGUGGCAGCGAUGGUGCACCAGGAUCGAGCGACGUUUUGAAUAAAUACCUCUUUUUCCCGAACAUUUGGCACAAUGUGUUGAUGCUGUGUGCUGUCGUAGCGAUGUUGGUGAGCUUUGGAGCUAUCUAUACGAAUAAAGAGAGGAUGGGCAAGCCGCACUUUACGUCGAUUCACGGAAAAGUCGGAUUGAUGGUGGUUGUUGUUAAGGCGAUGAUGUAUGCAGAUAGACAAAUGGAACGGAUAGAUACACUAACAGCAUUUAGUUGUACUCUUCUACCUCUACGUCUACCUACAAGAACUUAAAGCUACUAUAAAUAUUUAGAUUUACAACAGAUGAGCGUGGUGGCGGACGUAGGGCUCAACGUCGCGCCGUCUGCAUCUACUUGCGUUAGUUUCGGGUCGUACAGUUUCAGUAAGAAAAUAGAUACCACUUGUUGUUCUAAUCUCAGCUACACCCUGAUCGCUGCAACUUCCGUCGUCCUUCUCUGGGGCUAUCCGCAGAAACUACCAUCAUCAAGAGUAGUUGCUUUCUUGAAGAUCCGUCUCGGAAUCGUCAUGCGGAGCAUUGCCUCACUCCAUCGAGUCGCUGGAAAGCUAUGCUAUGUGGCGAGUCUUGGUGUCAUGGCAUUAGGUUGGUGGGCGAUACAUGCGGGAGCAAAAUGGGACUCGUCAGAUGCGACGUUUUUCGAAAAUGUCAGUGUCCUUGCGCCGAAGUACCUAGGAACGGUUUUGUUUGCAUUACCGGUAUUUCCACUGAUAUCUGCGGGAAUCUCUGACUCUGUGAAGAGAAGAUAGCACACACUCAAAGACUCGGAAUUUUGAACGCAUGAUUAGUUACACAGCGCAAGCGACAAACACAAAUUUGACAACAUUUCAUUGUGAAUGUGCUAUACCUAUACGCUUGCUUCAGCAAUAAACUUCUCUUUGUGACCACGAUGCUGAACAUUGGAGAGACUACAUGAAUGCAAUACAAAAGCAGGAGCGAGUGCUGCUGCAGCGGAACUACGUAUGUAUGUAUGUAUGAAUGUAUGUAUUUCGUUCAUCUAUGGAUCAAUGGCAAUCCAUA
This is a messenger RNA of Amoebophrya sp. A25, 2100 nucleotides long. Lineage: Eukaryota; Dinophyceae; Syndiniales; Amoebophryaceae. The record is from the annotation of a GenBank genome assembly.